CAGGGCCAGCACCAAGAAUAAGUAACCCACCCAGCGCAUUUUAGCAACCGCAAGUUCAAAAUGGCGCACCCGAUUGCGGAGGCGAACGAGCAAAGCCCCUUCGGCGCGUUAACUCCGGAGGCCUUCUAUUCCCGCCACAACGUCUCCCACGCCUCCGAGUACACCACAAACCCCAGAGGCCUCAAGCUCUUCACCCAGUGGUGGACCCCGCUGCCUCCGACUGAGAUCGUCGGGACCCUCGCCAUCGUCCACGGCUACACCGGCGAGACCAGCUGGUUCGUCCAGCUCACCGCCGUCCAUUUCGCCAAGUCCGGCUUCGCCGUCUGCGCCAUCGACCACCAGGGCCAUGGAUUCUCUGAUGGACUCGUCGCUCACAUCCCCGACAUCAACCUCGUAGUCGACGACUGCAUCUCUUUCUUCGACUCGUUUCGUGCCAACCACGCGCCGAAGAACCGCCCCUCGUUCCUCUACUCUGAGUCCCUCGGCGGCGCGAUCGCCCUUCUCAUCACGCUCCGGCAAGGAAGCGGCGCGUGGGACGGUCUCAUCCUCAACGGCGCCAUGUGCGGGAUCAGCCCCAAGUUCAAGCCGCCGUGGCCGCUCGAGCACCUGCUCUUCCUCGUGGCCGCGGUGAUCCCGACGUGGCGGGUGGUUCCCACGCGUGGGUCGCUCCCGGACGUGUCGUUCAAGGAGGAGUGGAAGCGGAAGCUGGCGCUGGCGAGUCCGAGGAGGUCGGUGGCGAGGCCACGCGCUGCGACGGCGCUUGAGCUGCUGAGAGUGUGCAAGGAGUUGCAGGGGAAAUUCGAGGAGGUGGAGGUGCCACUGCUGAUAGUCCAUGGCGGCGAUGACGUCGUCUGCGACCCCGCGUGCGCGGAGGAGCUGUACAGGCGCGCGUCGAGCAAGGACAAAACGCUCAGGAUCCAUGAGGGCCUGUGGCACCAGCUGGUUGGCGAGUCCCAGGAGAAUGUGGAUUUGGUGUUCGGUGAAAUGGUGGAGUGGCUUCGUACUCGAGCUGAACGCGCCGCCGCCGCGAAUGGAGGUGGUGGUGCCUAGUGUAGAACUCUACGGCUUGGUCCUUAGUUUAGCUGAACUUGUAGGAAGGAAGAAGAAGCAAAUGCAGCCAAUGACGGCAUGACAUGUCACUUCAAGUUUAAAUAAUGGGAACUGGAUCCCUCUGGAUCCAAAUAUACUAAGUCUGCUGAGCAAGAAUCUAGACCGUUGAAAUUUGAUUCAAUGACUACAAUUAUUAUAACUCUUAGAUGACCUCCUGUUUAUAGUCGUUGGAUCAAAUUUCAACAAUCUGAAUCCCUUACUCAGCAGUCUCAGUUUUAUUAAGUCGGAGGGGAUUUAGUUUCAAAUAAAUGUAUUAGUAAUUAAUUAAAGAAUUUAUAUUGCUUCA
This is a messenger RNA of Pyrus x bretschneideri (Chinese white pear), 1396 nucleotides long. RefSeq names its product caffeoylshikimate esterase-like. NCBI's taxonomy places the organism in Eukaryota, Viridiplantae, Streptophyta, Magnoliopsida, Rosales, Rosaceae. Gene Ontology annotation, cellular component: membrane. The transcript has a single exon. The record is from RefSeq and is a predicted model, not a curated record. Gene Ontology annotation, molecular function: lipase activity. Bases 61 to 1050 code for a protein of 329 amino acids.